CACCAAAUGAUAAUGUGAAAAUUUAACACACCGUGCUUGACUGUAACAAUAAAUUAUAUCUAAAUACUAAUAGUCGGUCUAACUCUAAUUGUUUUCAUUGACUGUAUCCACACAAUGGCUUUACAAGUAGUUUGAAAACGACUUGCUUGAUAUCACCAUUAGUUUGUCUUGGUAUUAAACAGGAAUUAAACAUAAUAGCGGUUGUGCAUGGUGAUGUAAGUUAGAAGUGCAUGACAUAUUUGUUGACAUCAUCUUCUUCUUCUUUACAAUCUCAACAUUGAGAUGAUGUCUGAAUCUGCGGCUGGAACCGAUUAUCACGUACGUGAUCGUUACAUUUGAGGCUACCACUACUUGAGCAGCUUAUAUCCUGACUCAAGCAAACAUGCAUGAGACACGAUGUGACCACAGUGAACAGCACUCAAGUGGCGCAAGCACUGACAACAAACUGAGGACACUUCUUCUAGCUCGACUUUAACACUGAUUAUAUGAUUAUAUAGGCCGGACAGAUUGGCGUUGACAUAUUGUAAUAUUUGCGUGUUGUCUACUGCUCUCCCGCAGCGACAGUACUGCACAGGUCACGACACUUUGCUGUGUUUAUUCAACUGUGGUCACGACACUUUAUUGCAUAUUCACGAUAUCAUGGUAUUGAGUAAUGAUGUUUUUUAACUGUAAACUGUAAAUUUACUUGAUAAGUUGAUAGUCCGGUUAUACUUAUCCAUAAAUUCAUGUUUACCAUUUUAAUCAACCUGACGCCUCUAAAAGUUAAAGUAGAUGAUCUAAUAUUUAUUGGUGGUUAAAAUAUGUUAUCUAAUAUUUAUCGGUUGUUUUUAACUCAUUUGUUGCGGUUUGUAUUAAAAGUUUCCGAUAUCGCCCCUCAUUGACAUUGUUUUCCGGCUUUGUCUAGAAAUUGCAACAGUUUAUAAGAUAUCUUUUACACUAUCUCAUAUUCGAGACGGAGGGAAAUAUUUAUAUUUUAGGCAAUCCUUUAUUUCAAACGUUUAUACUUGACAUCUGCAACCUGAAAAUAUUUGUAAUGUAACUCAUGUUAGCUGAAUAUGUUAAUUUUCUACACGAAGGUUUGAUCUUACUUAUUUAUUUUUAAAACUCAUUUAGACAUGAAAAUCCCUCAAUUCGCCCUAAACGGAAGCUACGUCACCUCCACAACUGGAAGUUCCUCCCAUGGAAACACGUCCAGUAACCAUGGCAACGGAUCAAGCUACCUCGACAGCUCAUCGGACAGGAACAACAACUCCUCCCUGUUAUCUCCAACUCCAAGCAGUGACGACCACAAGUUCAUGGUGGAUAUGGCUGUUGCUAAAGAUAAGACUCCCUUUUUACUGGCCAACAAAGCUAAUGAUAAUCUCCAGAGGGCACUGAACAAAUUCAUGGUUUAUCACGAAAGAGAGAGAAAGCUUGUGAACAGAAUGUUCCGGCAAGAAGAACGAAUCUACAAACAAAGAGUGGCUAGAUGCGCCACAGCUUUGCCGCGAAAUAAGGCUAAGACUAUUAACACUAUUCUGGAGGAGCGCGACCAUGAUGAGGAAGAUGAUGGAGAAGGAAAGUGGGCGAUAACGAAAAAACAGAGUCUCAGUUCUCCUUUGACUAAACCCCGACCUAGAACCGCUGGAGGGCCUGUUACCCGGCAUAGGAUACGGACACAACUAGUUCCCCCAACGGAAGAAGACAACACGGUAGAACUAACUUACACCUUCAACUCGUUGUUCGGGGACGUUCAGAAACAUGUUCGAGUCCCUUCUGCCAUCGACUUGAGCUGCGGUGACAAUCGACCUCAGAGUGGUAGAGAAGACAAUGACGGUGACCCCCUUUCAGGACACGUGAAGAUUCCAACUGCGUCCGGAUUGAGCGGGGAAGCGUCUGAUUGCCUGACUCCAAUUCCUCCUGACUCUAUUCUCAGUCCCACCUCCAGAUCUUCUACCACCUCUCUACACCCCUCUAUUAGGAGGAGCGCGAGCGUUGAAGCAUACAGUGAGUUGGAACGGAAGCGGACCUCAUCUGGGUCUAUAAACUAUGGUUCAGAUUCUGGGGAGGAGAUGGGGAGGUCAGGGGUUGUGCCAGAGAACCAACAGUACGUUUGUGAGAAUGUAUUCGGCAACCUUUCCUUGCAGGUUAAAGGGGAUUCGAGACUGAACAAGGUACAAGUAGGAGCAGGAAACAGUACCCAGGAUCAGGCUGAUUACUUAGAGCCCCCGGUCAGAGCAGGACCCAGACGCUCUUCUAUAUCAGAGUCCGCUUACAGACAGCUCGGGCGAGUCAGACACUACGAGAUCAAUAGAGAAGACUCCAGAAGAUUGUCCGGGUGUUCGGACAGCUUGUUCAGCUCGAGCAAUACAACUCUCAGUUAUUCACACGCUCAGGAACCUGGUAUGGCUGUUAACAAAGCCAUCAGCUUCCUCGACAGGCUUGAUAAAUACGCCUCUAGUAAAAGGUCUAAACUACACGAAGGACUAGUAGAAUCAGUCACUAAAAGCAAUAUCUGAGGCGGCUCUCACCAAAUAUUUUAAAUAUCCCGCCUUCUCACCUCACUUUGGAGCUAUUUCAUCAGAAAAUUGUCUUUACUUGUUUAAUAUUCGGAAAGCGAUCAAGUAUAUCAUUAUCAGAGAUCAAGGAAUACGGAGAUUAGUAUUGAAGUUACUAAUUUUGUCAUAAUAUGAUCGACUUAAUUGAAUAUAAAUCCAAUCAAACUUUGGAUUACUGAUAAUAAGGGACCGGUAUAAUGAAAUCUUGUUAUUACAUUUGCUGUAGAAUCUUUAUACUUAUAAAGUUACAAUUACACAUAUCGUUAGAUUUCUACUGCUUUAUUCAUAUCGGUCAUAAUUUGCAAAAGUAAGUUUUAAGCAUAGUUACAUAUUAUCUUUAACUGAACAAAACUUGCUGAAUUUUCAACGUUCAUUGAAGUACCAAUUACUCAAUUACUAAAUUACCAACGCAUUGAGAUUGUAACAGAACAUUCGAAUAAUUGUUCCAUGUUUGCGUUCGCAUAUUAAUGUGAUUGCGAAGCCCUACAAUAUCAUCCUACAUCGUUACAUAGUGCUGUUCAGCUACGUUUAUACCUGCGGUGCUGCAACCCGAAUAAAACCGCAAUCAACAUUGGCCUAAACGUUUUCACACUUGGCAUGUACAUUUGUUCGAUCACUUGGCAUACUUUAAACAUUUUUACGCCCAUCUUCAACCUCGUUAACUUUGCACUCUGUUGCUUUUACUAGUGUGCUAUGGCAGGCACUGUGCGAUUAUAUUCAUUGUUGAUAUUUUUCAUAAGUAUUUGAUCAGAAUUUAAAAUUCGAUUUUGGUCUUUAUGUUUU
Molecule: messenger RNA, 3320 nt
Organism: Bolinopsis microptera
Lineage: Eukaryota; Metazoa; Ctenophora; Tentaculata; Lobata; Bolinopsidae
Exons: 10
Coding region: 1116-2498 (460 amino acids)
Source: RefSeq, a predicted model, not a curated record